This is a messenger RNA of Triticum aestivum (bread wheat), 2101 nucleotides long. RefSeq lists its product as uncharacterized. The coding region runs from base 1 to 1788 and encodes 595 amino acids. Lineage: Eukaryota; Viridiplantae; Streptophyta; Magnoliopsida; Poales; Poaceae. The record is from RefSeq and is a predicted model, not a curated record. Gene Ontology annotation, molecular function: zinc ion binding; nucleic acid binding. The transcript is spliced from 2 exons.
AUGACCCGGGAUGCUCGGGAUGGGGCUCCCCGCCCCAAACGACGUGCUGGGGGCCGGGAUGCGGCCAUUCCCCCGGAGGCGCGCCGUCCCUCACCGGAGGGUUCCCGGCGGGAGGCUGAGCUCCGCGACGGCCUCCUUCGCAGCAAGGGGUCGGCCGAGGCCGACACCGCCGAUUGGCGUUCCUCGCGGGGCCGCGACCACUCUCCCGAGGCGUGGCGCUGUCGAGGUCGGGACCGGCGGCCUUCGCCCCGCUGCUCUCGUUCCCCACCGCGGUCCGAGCGUGCGCCGGCCUCCCCCCCCCCCCCCCCGCGGCGCUAUGACCCUCCCCGUCGCCAAGCCCAAUUCCCCCCGUCCGGUCCUAACAACAACAACAAUCGCAACGGACAGGGGGCGUUCGCCAAGAAGAAGAAGAAGAGGGGUGCCCAACCCCAACCGGGUGGUCCGGCCUCUUCGGUCACUAACCCGACGGUGGUGGUGGCGCCCCCCUCGACCGCGGCCGCGGUCACCUGCUUCAACUGUGGGGUGGCCGGGCAUUGUCAGGUGGACUGCCCCAAGCCUCCGGCUUGCUACCUCUCCAAGAAGACGGUUCACCCCGCCGCCCUCUGCCCGGUGCACCAGCCUCGUGGGACCCUUGGGUUGUUUGGCUAUGCGUUGGAUGACCUGGGCUUCUUCCAGAUGGACCUCCCUGAGGCCCGGGCCACCCCGCCCAUGACCGCUCUCAUCUCGGUCUUGGAUGGCCGGACGGCUUCACUGGCCAUCAUCUAUGAGGAGCUUUGCCACCUGUUUAACCCGGAUUGGGAUUGGGAGGUGACCCCGAUCUCGGACCGGGAGUUCACCACGAUCUCCCCCGACCCGGUCAGCCUCCGCUACGGCACCCACCGCGCCAGACUCACGCUCGCCCUCAACCAGCUCUCAGUCCGCAUCUCGGUCCCGUCGGUGGACCCGCUUGCGGUGGCCACCUUGUCCACGGUGUGGGUGCAGAUCCGUGGGCUUCCCCCACCUGCUAGGGACGAGGGGGUCCUCCGUGGCUUGUCCCGUCUGUUGGGCACGUAUGUGGCUGUCGACAGCGCCUCUCUGCCCAAGGGCCCUGCUGUUCGGAUUCUGAUCAAGUCCCCCGACCCCUCCAAGCUCAAGACGACGAUCCGGAUGUUCUUCAACGACGUUGGUUAUGACCUGCGCAUCUUGGUUGAGGGUGGGACUCCCACUGAUCCCCUCAGCCCGGAUGAUGGGGGUGGCGCCAACCCCGAGCCAGGGCCGGACAGGGGGGCUGACACUCAGGGUUCCCCCCGUCGCCCUCGCAACCGCUCACCCCACUCUGAGGCCUCCGACGAUGACUCGACAGACCCUGGGGACGAUCUUCCUCCAGUCGGCUCCUUCCACCCCUCGUCUACUCACUGCUCGGGGUUGGGCUCCCGCGAUGCCUGCCCCGGGGACGAGUCUGAGGACAUUGAGACUAUUGCUGCCAUGCUCGACGAGGCCGCCACCCUCCCACCUGGCGCCACCCUCCCCCCUCCCUUCCUCCCUGUGUUACCGUCCUUGUCUAAGGAUGAGGGGAGCGGUGUCAGCCGGGGUAGCAUGGAGGUCCGCCCCCGUCCUCCCCACGGCUUGUGUCUCCAGUGCCGGUCCGGGAGGACCCCUCGGCGCCGACCCUUCUGGAGUCCGAUCCCGUGGCUCCCCCUUCUCCCACGUCCUCCAGGCCUCCAAAGUCCCGGGGCCGCCACCGCUCGGCCUCUACUCCGGUCUCGUCUGCCCAAAACAGUGCCCGGCUCGGGGCGGCUCCGCGGCUGACCGGGGCCUCGCCGGCCGCGGUGGAGAAGGCCUCCCGACGCGCCGCCAUCCGCAACCUCGACACAGCUCUGGAGACCGCUUAGCAAGCGGCGCGACCGAGACGUCAUCGACAACAUCAUUGUGGGUUUUCGUUCCUCGGCAUCGGCUUUUACUCUAGCACCUCCACCACCGCCACCGCCCCCCGAGCUGGAUUAGCUUUUCUUUUUUAGCUUUCUUUGGGGCUUGUCCUGCUGUGCCCCCAGCGUGACUCUAUGACUUGAUUGUACUUUGUACCGAUGUGUUGGAUGCUUGGUUCGUUGCUUUAUAAUAUAAA